CUCCUACAGCUCGCAUUACAGUGAAGACUGGAGAGUGUGAGAGAGAGAAGAGCGAUAUCCAGCAUGGCCUCAUCCAUCCUCACCAUCCUGGCCUUCACUGCAACAUUGAUUUUAACCACAGUUUGUGAAGACUGUGACUCCUACUUCACUUCGAGUGGUGUAUUCAAAAGAGAACAGAGUUGCUCAUUUUACCAAUAUUGCUGUGGUUCCUGUGACAAUCGGUAUUGCUGUGCAAAUCUCUACAGUAAACUCGAUGAGGAUUCCUGCAGUAACAUGGACUUCAACACCGUUUCCAUUGCUGCUUUUAUAGUGGGCGCAAUCAUCUUCAUCACAUUCAUCAUAACCUGCUGUGUUUGUCCCUGCUGCUGCUUGUACAAAAUGUGCAGAAAACCAAGGCCGGUGAUGUCAACAGCCACAACCACAGUAGUAACCACCCAGUACCCUCAGCAGCAGCCCCCAAACCCGGUUUCUCAGUAUCCAGCCUACCAGCCAGUUCCUGCACAGCCUGGCUAUGGUGCCCAGCCUGGGUACGGAGGACCAGCCAUGCCCCCUGCCCUGUAUCAGAGCCAGCCUUAUGCCCCAGGACCGCCUCCUCCAUACCAGGAAAGUGGAGCAUAUUCUGCACCAUACAGCCAGGCUGCCUAUGAUGGUGGUCAGGCUCCGUACCCUCUCAGUCCCCCUGUAAAGCCUGGCUAUGCCCAACCUCCUCCACCGACUGACUGUACUGUAGCUCAGCCUCCAUACAACCCAGCCUACGUGGAACCGCCCAAAACCGGAUACUAAACCACAACUGUCUGACACCACGCAGCCUCGGCUGGAUUACAGACGCCUACAUACUUCCACUUUGGGUCACGCUGGUCCUAUAUGUGCCAUGUUUACCAUGGAAAGCCUCAAACACGACUUGUUUUCCCAUGUGAUUUUUUUUUUUUAAUUUUUUUUAUAUACAGUAUAAUAUAUAUAAAAUAUUCAUGUAUUCAUUCUCACCCAAUUAUUAUGAUACAAAGAUUCUUUAAAGUUAAGAAACAGCAUAUACGCUUAAGCUUUCCAUGGAAAAUAUAAAGCAUAUAGAACCUGUUUAACUCUAAGCCAUACUCUGUGUUUUUUUUUUUUUUUUGGUUGUUGGUGAGAAGUAAAAGGGAAUUGCAUAUUUCUUUGUUUCUUCAUUUUGAGUGUAGCAGUUUUACGGUGUGGGGCUGAAUCUAAUUUCCAGGUGACAGGGCAGGGAGUGUAUUGUGCGUGCACUUUUGACCUCAAAGUUGGCUGAUUUAUAAUAAAAUCCAUCUGUAGGAAGAAACUAUUGAAUUUAGAGGAGAAAACCUGGCGCUUGCUCUGACUUCAGCUGUUAUGGUUUAACACAGUAUGUAGUCUUUAAAAAAAAAAAACGCCCUAUUUAUGGUAAAAUGUGGGUAGUGUGGGGUAGGUGUUGCAGAAGACCCAUUCAUACUGACUAAAAAGGAAAAAAGUUGGAAAUGUCAUUACUUUUUAAUGUAGUGUAGUAGCAUAAUGUGGAAAAUGUAAUUACACAGAUUUAUAGUUUUACAUCACAAUACCAAAGGUUUAACCCUCUGUUGAGGAUUAUGAUGCCAGGAUAUUUUUUGUGAACAUAAUGUAUAAAGAUGGGUGUGGUAGUCUAUUUCCUUUCAGUAUUCAAGUUUUAGAUUCGUUUGUAUGUCCAAGGAUCCAGAAUAUGCCUUAUUUUUCAUGUUAUGCAGUCAUAGGUGAGGACAAUAUAUUAACCAGCAGAUGUGACUUCAAGGGUCGUAUCUAAUAUCAGUUUAAAAGAGGAUGUUCAGCUUUUUUUUUUUUAAACAUCUUUCAUGACAUCUUUGCGAUAGAAAUGAAGUUGGAAACUUGAAGACAGACUUUUGUGGGUGGUGAUGUUUUCAUUUCAGUCAGCCUGAUUGUUUCUGGACACAAGCAGCUCAUAUCAGGAGGAGAAAAAAAAAAAAGUUUGCAGCUGCACAAAAAGCUUGAAGUUGCGUAAUCAUGUACAACUUUCGGAAUUUUUUGGAAUUGUUGAAACUGUGUUUAAGGCCUCAGUCAGACUGUAAUAUUCGAAUUGUCUUCUUUCACCCUGUUCAUUCAGCUGUGCCUGAUUUUCAUCUCCACUCUGUUCCUCCUCCACAUGUAUGACUGGUUUUAGAUACAUGUAAAAUAUUUUCAUUCAGAACACCUCUAUACUUGUAAAAGCAAAUUAAAGAUGAAUGUGCUUGAA
Neoarius graeffei (lesser salmon catfish) is the source of this 2215-nucleotide messenger RNA. RefSeq names its product shisa family member 10, tandem duplicate 1 (gene shisa10.1). NCBI's taxonomy places the organism in Eukaryota, Metazoa, Chordata, Actinopteri, Siluriformes, Ariidae. The record is from RefSeq and is a predicted model, not a curated record. The transcript has 5 exons. The coding region runs from base 64 to 783 and encodes 239 amino acids.